Helianthus annuus (common sunflower) is the source of this 607-nucleotide messenger RNA. Its product is annotated as histone H3.2-like. The record is from RefSeq and is a predicted model, not a curated record. Bases 71 to 481 code for a protein of 136 amino acids. Gene Ontology annotation, molecular function: DNA binding; protein heterodimerization activity; structural constituent of chromatin. Lineage: Eukaryota; Viridiplantae; Streptophyta; Magnoliopsida; Asterales; Asteraceae. The transcript has a single exon. Gene Ontology annotation, cellular component: nucleosome.
CAACAAAUCACCCAUAAAUCGUCAUCUUCUUCACACAUCUUUUCAUUCACAACAAUCAAACGUUUCCCAGAUGGCCCGUACCAAGCAAACCGCCAGAAAAUCCACCGGAGGAAAGGCUCCACGUAAGCAACUCGCCACCAAAGCAGCCAGAAAGUCAGCUCCGGCCACCGGAGGAGUGAAGAAACCCCACAGAUUCAGGCCAGGAACCGUGGCAUUGAGGGAGAUCAGGAAGUACCAGAAGAGCACUGAACUGUUGAUCAGGAAGCUGCCGUUUCAGAGGCUGGUGAGGGAGAUUGCUCAGGAUUUCAAGACUGAUUUGAGGUUCCAAAGCUCUGCUGUUGCUGCUUUACAAGAAGCUUCUGAAGCUUACCUUGUUGGGUUGUUUGAGGACACGAAUCUGUGUGCGAUUCAUGCGAAGAGGGUUACCAUUAUGCCCAAGGAUAUGCAGCUUGCUAGGAGGAUUAGGGGUGAGAGGGCUUAGGUUGUUUUUUGUUGUUUUGGUUUUAAUUUUCUGGAACUAUCGGUUUGGAAUGAAUGAAAAAUGUUGAUAUAGUGAAUUUAUCUUUUUAAACUUUUGGAACCAAUGGAUGCUUUAAUUUCAUGAUUA